GACUUAGAGUGGUUAUUAUAAUGGAAGAAACAAAUAAUUUCAAAACACCAAGCAAAUUAUCUGAAAAAAGGAAAUCUGUGCUAUGUUCAACUCCAUGUGUAAAUAUUCCUGCCUCUCCAUUUAUGCAAAAGCUUGGUUUUGGUACUGGGGUCAGUGUUUACCUUAUGAAAAGGUCUCCAAGAGGUUUAUCUCAUUCUCCAUGGGCAGUGAAAAAGAUUAAUUCUAAAUGUAAUGAUCAGUAUCAAAGUAUGUAUCAACAGAGACUAACUGAUGAAGCUAAAAUUUUGAAAAACCUUAAUCAUCCAAACAUUGUUGGUUAUCGGGCUUUUACUGUAGCUAGUGAUGGCAGCCUGUGUCUUGCUAUGGAAUAUGGAGGUGAGAAGUCUCUAAAUGACUUGAUAGAAGAAAGGAAUAAAGAGAAUCCAGGUCCUUUUCCAGCAGCUAUAAUUUUAAAAGUUGCUCUCAACAUGGCCAGAGGAUUAAAGUAUCUGCACCAAGAAAAGAAACUGCUUCAUGGAGACAUAAAGUCUUCAAAUGUUGUAAUUAAAGGCAAUUUUGAAACUAUUAAAAUCUGUGAUGUAGGAGUCUCUCUCCCACUGGAUGAAAAUAUGACGGUGACUGACCCUGAGGCCUGUUAUAUUGGCACGGAGCCUUGGAAACCCAAAGAAGCUUUGGAGGAGGAUGGUAUUAUCACAGACAAAGCAGACAUAUUUGCCUUUGGGCUUACUCUAUGGGAAAUGAUGACUUUAUCUAUUCCACACAUUAAUCUUUCAGAUGAUGAUGAUGAAGAUAAGACUUUUGAUGAAAGUGACUUCGAUGAUGAGGCAUACUAUGCAGCUUUGGGAACUAGGCCUCCUAUUAAUAUGGAAGAACUGGAUGACUCGUACCAGAAAGUAAUUGAACUCUUCUCUGUGUGCACUAAUGAAGACUCCAAAGAUCGCCCUUCAGCAGCACAUAUUGUUGAAGCCUUGGAAAUGAACGGACAGUGA
Molecule: messenger RNA, 989 nt
Organism: Elephantulus edwardii (Cape elephant shrew)
Lineage: Eukaryota; Metazoa; Chordata; Mammalia; Macroscelidea; Macroscelididae
Gene: PBK
Product: PDZ binding kinase
Exons: 7
Coding region: 21-989 (322 amino acids)
Biological process (GO): protein phosphorylation
Molecular function (GO): protein serine/threonine kinase activity; ATP binding
Source: RefSeq, a predicted model, not a curated record